This is a messenger RNA of Phragmites australis (common reed), 2292 nucleotides long. RefSeq names its product L-type lectin-domain containing receptor kinase IX.1-like. Gene Ontology annotation, biological process: protein phosphorylation. Gene Ontology annotation, molecular function: protein kinase activity; ATP binding. The transcript has 2 exons. The record is from RefSeq and is a predicted model, not a curated record. The coding region runs from base 118 to 2172 and encodes 684 amino acids. Gene Ontology annotation, cellular component: plasma membrane. Lineage: Eukaryota; Viridiplantae; Streptophyta; Magnoliopsida; Poales; Poaceae.
AACACCAUAGUCAAGGUUCUAAAGUUGUAGCCAUCACCAUUGGCGUUCAGCUUGACUAGAGGCCAGGCUAAGACAUACCUGUGCCACCUAACCAACCACGCGUCUUGGCCAUUCGCGAUGGCCCUGCGGCGCUUCGUCAUCCUCAUCGUCACCGUCGUCUUGUGGUUCGCCGGAGCCGCAGUACUGGUAGCCGGCCAGCACUACACGGCGUAUGAGCCAUACUGCUCGACCACGGGAAACUACACUACCGGCAGCCCUUACCAGGUGAACCUAUUCAGGCUCGUGGGCGAACUCCAGGCGGGUGCCAUCGCUAACCGCGGCUUCGACGAUGGCAUGGCCGGCGAGGCGCCCGACUCGGUCUUCGGCCUUGCCAUGUGCUACGCCGAUCGUAACUGGACCGCGUGCGGGGACUGCGUCAGGGCCGCGGCCGCCGGGGUGCAGCAGGCGUGCCCGUUCGGCCGGGAGAUGAAGGCCCUAUACGACGAGGCAUGCCUUCUCCGGUACUCGAACGAGUCAUUCCUCUCCGUCGCCGACAUCGAUGUCGCGUUCUACGUGCGGGACGUGGACUCCUUCGUCGCUGACAUGGCCAGCUUGAACAGCACGAGGUGGAAGUUGAUGACCCGGCUCGCCAUGGAGGCUGCCGUCUCAUCGCUGCGGCUGGCGAACGGGAGCGAGGGGUACAUGGACUCGCAGAGCAACUCGCAGCAGGUGUACGCGAUGGCGCAGUGCACGAGGGACCUCAACGCCAGCGAGUGCACCAGGUGCCUCACAAAUUUCGUCGCGGACCUGUCAAGCACACUCCCAAACUAUACCUACGGGUCCGCCAAGGGCUACAGCUGCUACCUUGCGUACAGCGUCGGGGAAGAAAUCAGCAUCACCAUUCCGCCGGCAAUUGCACAGCCGCCGCCCGCUACGAAUCUGCUGCCACCGUCUACUCCACCGCCUCCCCCAGGCCGGCCGGUGGCGCUGGUGGCCGGCGUCUCAAUCGGUUCCGUGACCUUCAUCAUCUGCGUCGGCCUCUCAGUAUGGUUCCUGCUGCGCCGCCGCAGGCAAAAGGCAAGAGAGCGUGAACUAGAUGUGUUUGAGGACGAGCCGUUGGAAGAAGAGUUCAAGAACGGGACAGGGCCCAGGAGAUUCCGCUACAAUGACCUGGCAGUCGCCACCAGCUUCUUCUCCGACGGGGAGAAGCUCGGCGAAGGAGGCUUCGGGUCGGUCUACCACGGGUACUUGAAGGAUAUGAACCUUCACGUCGCCAUAAAAAAGGUGUCAAAGAGCUCCAAGCAGGGGAGGAAGGAGUACGUUUCCGAGGUGAAGAUCAUAAGCCGUCUGAGACAUCGGAAUCUCGUGCAGCUCAUCGGCUGGUGCCAUGGCGGCGGCGAGCUCUUGCUUGUCUACGAGCUCAUGCCCAAAGGGAGCCUUGACACUCAUAUCCACAACCAUAACAACAUACUGUCAUGGCCGCUCAGGCAUGAUAUCGUGCUCGGAAUCGGUUCUGCACUUCUGUACCUACAUCAGGACUGGGAGCAGUGCGUUCUGCACCGCGAUAUCAAGCCAAGCAACGUUAUGCUUGACGCCUCCUUCAACGCCAAGCUCGGCGACUUCGGGCUGGCAAGGCUUGUCGACCACGGCCGGAGGUCACACACCACGGUGCUCGCUGGCACGAUGGGGUACAUGGACCCAGAGUGCAUGAUCACAGGCAGUGCCAGCACCGAGUCCGACGUCUACAGCUUCGGCGUAGUUGUCCUCGAAAUUGUGUCCGGCCGGCGGCCAAUCGUGAUCGUUCACGAGAGAGAAGAAUCCACCACGGUGCACCUGGUGCAGUGGGUCUGGGAAUUUUACGGCCGCGGAAGGAUCCUUGACGCAGCCGACGUGCGGCUCAACAGCGAAUUUGACAGCAAGGAGAUGGAGCGCGUGAUGGUCACGGCGCUCUGGUGCGCGCACCCUGACCGCUCACUGAGGCCGUCCAUCAGGCAGGCAAUUAACGUGCUGCGGAUCGAGGCGCCGCUGCCGAGGCUCCCACCGAAGAUGCCGGUCGCGACGUUUAUGCCACCAGUUGAUGGCGUUCUAUCUGAAUCUGUCGCUGUGACCGGCAGCAGUAGCGGCAGCAGCACCGGCACUAGCACCAUGCGUUGCAGUACCGUGUUGACAGAGACAUCUACCUUGCUGAGAUGACAAACGUACACGGGUUUAAUAGCUUGAAUAUUUCUGGUAUCACAAUGUUUUCUAUAGGACUAGCACUUUGUGGAAUGGACUGCUUCUUUCUGAAUAUUCAACAUUUCUACAGUUUUGCAA